Molecule: messenger RNA, 3389 nt
Organism: Lutra lutra (Eurasian river otter)
Lineage: Eukaryota; Metazoa; Chordata; Mammalia; Carnivora; Mustelidae
Gene: GFRA2
Product: GDNF family receptor alpha 2
Exons: 9
Coding region: 687-2081 (464 amino acids)
Biological process (GO): nervous system development
Cellular component (GO): external side of plasma membrane; signaling receptor complex
Molecular function (GO): signaling receptor activity
Source: RefSeq, a predicted model, not a curated record
GCGAGAGCCAGGGAGAGGAGAGGGAGGGAGCGAAGAGAGAAAGACACACGCACGCAGAGACACACGGUCACUGGAAUUCCAUUAGAAAAAAGUGAGACGAGCAAGGGUUAGCGGGAGAAGAUUUUUUUUUUUCUGAAUCUUUUCUUCGUCUCGGUGCGAAAGAAGCGACUCCGGGCUCUCGUCUUCCAAGCUCCCACUGGAUUGUUCCUUGGCGCUAACACCCGUCGGUGGAUUUCUCUCCUAUUUGCAUUUUAUUCUGACCCCCACCCUCGCUGCUUCCUUCCAGCCCUUCAUUCUCAAAUCGCCUCUUCCCCACCUCCCCAGUCCGCUCCUGGGAAGCGCAGGGGAAUUGGACCCGCGGGGACCCGAGCCUUCCCGGACCAGCGGAGGGCUGGACAGAGCGAGGACCAAGCUGUCGGCUUGUAAAGCAGAUAUAUCCUCAUUUACGUAUAUUUGAUUUUAGUGGGCAAGGGGGGCGUCGAGAGGUAGCCCACCGUCCUCCUUCCCCCCACCCCCUUCAGCCAGAGGCGAGAAUCGCAGGACUCAGGAUCCUUAUCGGGUGGAUUAGCUGGAAUCUCCGCAUUGGAUUUGGGGCUGAUUAUCACUGCUUGGCUAUUAUUAUUGUUGUUAUUAUUAUUUUUUACCCAAGGGAGAAAGACACAAAAAAACUGUGGGAUUUAUUUAACAUGAUCUUGGCAAACGUCUUCUGCCUCCUCUUCUUUUUAGACGAGACCCUCCGCUCUUUGGCCAGCCCUUCCUCCCCGCAGGGCCCCGAGCUCCACGGCUGGCGUCCCCCGGUGGACUGCGUCCGGGCCAAUGAGCUGUGCGCCGCGGAAUCCAACUGCAGCUCCCGCUACCGCACGCUGCGGCAGUGCCUGGCGGGCCGGGACCGCAACACCAUGCUGGCCAACAAGGAGUGCCAGGCGGCCCUGGAGGUCCUGCAGGAGAGCCCGCUGUACGACUGUCGCUGCAAGCGGGGCAUGAAGAAGGAGCUGCAGUGUCUGCAGAUCUACUGGAGCAUACACCUGGGGCUGACCGAGGGUGAGGAGUUUUAUGAAGCCUCACCCUACGAGCCGGUGACCUCCCGCCUCUCGGACAUCUUCAGGCUUGCUUCAAUCUUCUCAGGGACAGGAGCAGACCCUGCGGUCAGCGCCAAGAGCAACCACUGCCUGGACGCCGCCAAGGCCUGCAACCUGAACGACAACUGUAAGAAGCUGCGCUCCUCCUACAUCUCCAUCUGCAACCGCGAGAUCUCGCCUGCCGAGCGCUGCAACCGCCGCAAGUGCCACAAGGCUCUGCGCCAGUUUUUCGACCGCGUGCCCAGCGAGUACACCUACCGCAUGCUCUUCUGCUCCUGCCAGGACCAGGCGUGCGCCGAGCGUCGCCGCCAGACCAUCCUGCCCAGCUGCUCGUACGAGGACAAGGAGAAGCCCAACUGCCUGGACCUCCGCAGCGUCUGCCGGACAGACCACCUGUGCCGGUCCCGGCUGGCAGACUUCCACGCCAAUUGUCGUGCCUCCUACCAGACGCUUACCAGCUGCCCUGCCGACAAUUACCAGGCGUGUCUGGGCUCCUACGCCGGCAUGAUUGGGUUUGAUAUGACACCCAACUACGUGGACUCCAGCCCCACAGGCAUCGUGGUGUCCCCCUGGUGCAGUUGUCGUGGGAGUGGGAACAUGGAGGAGGAGUGUGAGAAGUUCCUCAGGGACUUCACUGAGAACCCGUGCCUCCGGAAUGCCAUCCAGGCCUUUGGCAAUGGCACAGAUGUGAACCUGUCCCCCAAGAACCCCUCAUUCCAGGCCACACAGGCCCCUCGGGUGGAGAAAGCGCCUUCUUUGCCAGAUGACCUCAGUGACAGCACCAGCCUGGGGACCAGCGUCAUCACCACCUGCACAUCUGUCCAGGAACAGGGGCUGAAGGCCAAUAACUCCAAAGAGUUAAGCAUGUGCUUCACAGAGCUCACGACCAAUAUCAUCCCAGGGAGUAACAAGGUGAUCAAACCUAACUCAGGCCCCUGCAGAGCCACACCGUCGGCUGCCUUGACCGCUGUCUCCUUCCUGAUGCUGAAGCUGGCCUUGUAGGCUCUGGGAAUCAAGUCGGGAGAUUUCUGGAAACUACACAGAUGAGAACACCCACCAGGCAAAAUGGAAACACACACAGACACAUACACACACACCUUGCAAAGAAAUGUUUUCCCCCACCUUGUCUCUGAACCUGUCUCCUCCCAGGUUUCUUCUCUGGAGAAGUUUUUCUAAACCAAACAGACAAGCAGGUGGGCAGCCUGAGAGCUGGCCCAGAGGUCCCUCGGCAGGGGAAACCCAGCGCUGAGGAAGGGCGUGGGGGUCUAGAAAUGCCCUUCACUUUCUCCUGGUGUUUUCUUCUCUGGAUCCUGCUGACGUAAGAGACCAAGACGACACCCCUGCAGCCCAAGGGACUCAUGGCUGUGCUGAUACGAACUGGGAGCAGGGUGGCGGCCCUUCUCCAGCUACCCACUCCGGGGACCUGCGGGGGGCCUGGCAGAGGGUGUCGGGGGGUGGGGCAGCGAAGCUGGCCGCUGGGGGUCCUACCGGGUCCCUUGGUACCCUCACUGGGCUUCGAGGAUGGAGUUGAUUUCACCCUCUCUGUCUGCGGGGUGAGUGGAUCUGCAUCUGACCUGGGAACCCCCAGCAAGGCCUGGGGAGGGCAUGGCACUGGGCUCCCCGAUGUGACCUGGAGGGGGGUGGCCAGGGCCAGCUCUGGGGGGCUUGGGAACUCAGCCCUCCUGGGACAUCUCCUGGGGCAGAGGGAGGAAAGCUUGGGCACCAGCUCAAGGCUGCUGCUUCCUCCUCCGUGGCAGGAAUUUUGAAAUCAAAGAGAAAUGAUCCUUUGUUGGCUCUUUUGGUUUCUUGUGGGUCCAUUUGGUGGGUUUCUCCCUCCUCCCCCACCCUAGGGAGAGGGGGCCCUGAGAGGGGCAGAGAAGAGCACGGUGGGACACCUGCCCGCCCCAUGCUCUGGUGGCUGCAGCUCUCUCCUCCUCUCGGCUCCCUCUUUCUCUUUUCCACGUUCUCUCCUCAUUUCCCAGACGAACGCCAACUCUAUGUACAUAACACGCCUCCUUUCUCAACAUAUAUGUAUAUACACAUCCAUAUACAUAUAUUGUGUGGUUUCCCCUUUUUUUUCCUUUUUUUAAGAAGCAAAACUAUGGAAAUAAUACCCCAACAGAUGAACGAAAAUGUAUUAUUGUAAAGUUUAUUUUUUUUAAUAAUGUUGUCUAUAAUGGGGAAAAAAAAAGGAGAUCGACUCCCUGUGUCUCUGCCCCUGUCGGGCUGACUGGGCUGUGGAGGGGGGGUUCCUGCUCCGUAUUCAUACUUAGCCAAGGCUCCAAUAAACAUACUAGGAAGCAGUUUGCC